AUGCCGGGCAAUGAGGUGUUUCCCACUUGGAUAGCCAGCCAGAGGCUGCCUUUCGACAACGAAGACAUUGACACGACCGUCUUUGAUGCCAAGUUCUACCCUUAUGAGACAGAAGACAACGAUCAAAUCGUCGCUGUUGUUGCGGCUGAUACCGUCGUUGUUCUCCGUCCAACACAAGGCGCUGACCGCCCGUUUGACAUCUUGUGCUGGUUCCAAGACGAGCAGACACCGCAAGCAUGUUACAAUAGUUUAUGCUGGACAAAGCACCCCUCCACACGAAAUCCCAUCCUGUGCAUUGCAGGCUCUGAACCCAAGCACAUCAAGAUCCUUGAUAUUGAAAGUGGACGCCCUAUCCGUACUAUUGCAGGCCACGGAAGAGAGAUCAACGAUUUGGCUGUGUCCCCUGUCUGUACCAACCUCAUCGCCUCCGCCUCAAAUGACAACACUAUACGGCUAUGGAAUAUCGGGGAAGAGUACCAGCAGCAGCCAUGCGUGGCGCUUUUCGCCGGCGGUGGGCACAAGGCGCCUGUAUUGGCAAUUCGCUUCCAUCCCAAUGGCCGCUGGCUGCUUAGUGGCGGCAUAGAUACAGCUGUCUGUCUGUGGGCUAUCCCAAGUGACGCUGAGCUCGACCAAGGCACCGAGAACUCACCUUAUCGUGCCACGAAGAUUGUCCACUAUCCUCAUUUCUUCUCCACGGAAGUGCAUCCCAACUACGUCGAUUGUCUUGCCUUCUACGGAGAUCUUAUCAUUUCCAAAGCAGCACGGGCUGACGAUAUCAAGGACAACGAGAUUCAGAUAUGGAAGAUCGAUGGCUUCAAUUCCGAGGCCGAAGUCCCUGAAGAGCCGCCCAUACCCGUUCCUGGAAACCAGACUCGCUCCUCAUUCCCUCACGACAGCCGCUUUCGGGGUUUCCAGCGUCUGCUCACUCUGGACAUACCCAACACCUCUCGCUUCUACCACCGUUUUGGUCUUCUCCACGCUCCUGGCAUGCGACCAAUCCUGGCGAUGGGCAACGAGCAGUCAGCCUACAGCUUUUGGGAUCUGCAAAGACUAGACGAAGGCAUUGAUCCCAAAGAGCGGCCGAAACCCAAGAAGACCGCAGGACGAGGGAAAGCCAACGUUCUCAAGGAGUCUUUGACUGUUCUUCCAUCCAGCGACGGUGCCCGUGAUGGUGCCCGCUCAUCCACUCGUAUGAGACUCCCAAUCCCACAUGACUUCGAAGCUGACUUCCUUCCCAGCUGA
Messenger RNA from Zasmidium cellare ATCC 36951, 1242 nucleotides. RefSeq lists its product as uncharacterized. Gene Ontology annotation, molecular function: protein binding; nucleosome binding. The record is from RefSeq and is a predicted model, not a curated record. Bases 1 to 1242 code for a protein of 413 amino acids. NCBI's taxonomy places the organism in Eukaryota, Fungi, Ascomycota, Dothideomycetes, Mycosphaerellales, Mycosphaerellaceae. The transcript is spliced from 4 exons. Gene Ontology annotation, cellular component: ESC/E(Z) complex. Gene Ontology annotation, biological process: negative regulation of transcription by RNA polymerase II.